Panicum virgatum (switchgrass) is the source of this 1985-nucleotide messenger RNA. RefSeq lists its product as uncharacterized. Gene Ontology annotation, biological process: transposition. The record is from RefSeq and is a predicted model, not a curated record. The transcript is spliced from 6 exons. NCBI's taxonomy places the organism in Eukaryota, Viridiplantae, Streptophyta, Magnoliopsida, Poales, Poaceae. The coding region runs from base 8 to 1177 and encodes 389 amino acids.
CGAGUUCAUGCACCUUCAAGCUCCAUGCGGGAAGGCUACUACGGAGGAUCUAAGAAUGCGUCGAAUCAGGGAGGAAGUUUACUCUACCGAUCGGAUUAACGCCGUGUGCGAGCAGCUCGCAGGAUUCAUUAUGAGGGAGAUCCUGGAUCCUAGAGGCGAGUUCUACCACGACAAUCACAUUCGUAGGCAACCAUCCGCAUCGACGUCGCAAUUUAGUUAUGUCAACUACAAGCCCCCUUACAAAUACACUACUCAGCUUGGAGUCAUCCUCAAGAGAGAAUACCUAGGAUUGGUUGAGGACAAGGAUGAAGAUGGUACUGUUAUAGGGGAUCCACGUCUAGCUUUGGAUUGGGGUGAUUAUUUUCUAAGCACCCCUGAUGAGUUGGGAGUGACAAGUGGAGAUCGUGUGCUUUCUGAAUUUUGGCGCUUGUUUGAGGUUGCAGAAGAUAAACAACAAGAGGCUGAUCGUGUUCUAGAAAUCUAUUUGAAGAAAAGGGUGAGCGACGUGAUGUAUCAAGCACGUGUGGAUUCUGUAAAGGUGUACUAUGCGAAACGAGAUCAGAUACUCGAUGAUACACUAGCCCGCCCAAUAGAGCUUGAGUAUGGACAAUACUUGGAUGGCUGGCUCAAGUGGUGCGAUGAUGAGGUGUGGCCUAAACUCUACCGUUAUUGGUGCUUAGAAGAAUUCAAAAGAAAACGAAAGAGAGGGCAGGCAUGUCGCUUGAGUUGUGAAGAUUCUGCUCAAAAUCGUGGAGGCUCAAGACCGUUUACAGAGACACAACAAGUUCUGAAAGCUAGGUUUGGACCAGAGAAGGCAACCCCUCUUAAUGUAUAUGUUGUGAUGAAAUUUGGCAUAAAUGGUGUUGAUAGCAACGGUAGUAUUGGUCCAAUCAGGAGCCGCAAAGUGCAAAAACGUGUGGAUGACUACAUUGCAGGUGUUAGGAGCAUUGCACGGACAGAAGAUGAGGAUGAAAAUCAUGAGGGCAUGGGAGUGGAAGAUGAAGAGCUAGGGGAAGAGCAGCAGCCGCGGCGGCUGGAGCCGGAGCAGCAGCCACAUUUGAAUGGGAAGGUGUUGUAUGAUAUGUCUGGUAGCACACCACAUGGGCAUUUUCCUAUAGGAAAUGGUGCUGUAAUAAAUUGGGAAACUAUAUGCACAUAUAGUUACUAUAGAAACUAAUUGUAACUUUGUGGUAUUCAGAAUGGCAACACACAGCUGCAGCUGUGAGGAAGUGGCCUCUUGUUGAUUCUAGCAUAUCAUCUGGACUUAACUUGCAUUAGUUCAGAUAUCAUGGUAAGGUAGAUAGACCUCAUGGCUUUAAUCAUGACUAGUUAGUAGUCUGUGCUAGGCUCCAGAGGUAAGUCAAAGAAAAAAGAGCAGAUAGUUGCAUAUCUGAAUUUCAUCAAGUGUAGGUACAUAAUAGUUUUAUUUGCAUUUUUAUUAUCUCUUUUCACAUAGCAUUUUCUGUCAAGAAUUGCAGUACAUUAUAUUUGCCAAAGACAAUCAGACUAUCUUAUUAUUCUCUUACAUUCUUCAUAAAAUUCUUGAAUACUUACCUAAUAGUAUCUGCUUAUCUAAGUCUCAUUCACAAGCAGGCAACUGGUUCCUCGCAUGUUGGUUCGGAGUCCGCUAACAUCAUGGAUGUUAAUGACCACAAUGGUGAGGACCUCGGCGGCACAAAUAUUGUUAACAUUCAUGGCAGCAACCAACAUAGUGAAAACAAUGCCUUGUGUGAUGAUGCAGCUUGAUAAGAGUAGAAGCAAUGCAUUGUCUGACGGUUCAGCUUCAUCUUUUGAAAAUAGAAUGACAGCUCAUAGUUCAUCUUUUGCAGUGUUGCACCUGUAUAUGCAUGCAAGCACUUUGGUAGACUAGUAGUAUGAUUCUAGAUAGUACUAUGCUAGAAGUUUAUGGGUUUGGUGGGCUGCUUAUUUUGCUAAUGUGUAUUGAUUGAUGCCAACACUUGGACACGAUGUUAUGAUAUCUAUGC